Sander lucioperca (pikeperch) is the source of this 4074-nucleotide messenger RNA. Its product is annotated as somatostatin receptor type 5-like. Lineage: Eukaryota; Metazoa; Chordata; Actinopteri; Perciformes; Percidae. Gene Ontology annotation, cellular component: membrane; neuron projection. Gene Ontology annotation, molecular function: somatostatin receptor activity; neuropeptide binding. The transcript is spliced from 4 exons. The coding region runs from base 398 to 1645 and encodes 415 amino acids. The record is from RefSeq and is a predicted model, not a curated record. Gene Ontology annotation, biological process: neuropeptide signaling pathway; cellular response to glucocorticoid stimulus; regulation of insulin secretion.
AAGAGAGCUACAACGUGUGUUUCUACAACAGCAACUGGUCUUGUGCUGUGAGGUGAUUACCACCCAUGGGUGGGACUUUCACAUCUAAAGGCGGGGUGAUGUUUUCCACAUAAAUACUCGCAGUGAGUUGAGGCGCUAAAUGACCAAGUGAGAGACUCCUUCCAGCUUAGGGAUGUAUUUCCCCUUGCACAGAAUUUUCUUCAGACCUAACCUGUGAGGAUAAGUCCUGUAAGAUAUUGUUGCAUUUUUCGCCUCUGUAAAUGGAAAUCUGAGCGUGCUGACAUCAAGAAAAUGACUCAAGAAGAAAAGUCAAGUGUGAGGAGGUUUCUCUUUCAAGCGACGAGUCAAAAGAGCGAGAGAGUUGACCUCGAAGAAAGCUGCGUGAAUACCGCGGGAGAUGCGCAUCACGCCACCAGAUAGUGGCACACAGGAGCGCACAGACACCAGCACUCCUUUCUUUAACAUGGAUGGCUAUUACAAUUGGACGCCGAUAUCUGAGAAUGUCAACAUGUCUUCCUCCCAGCCCUACCCCACCAACCUCACCUACAACAAUAUGUCAGAGGUGGCCGCACCAAUGCCGUUCAGUGUGGUCACCGCAGUCGUUUACACCAUUGUCUUCAUUGUGGGUCUUCUGGGCAACACACUGGUCAUCUAUGUGGUGGUUCGCUACACCAAGAUGAAGACUGUAACCAACAUGUACAUCCUCAAUUUAGCCUUGGCAGAUGAACUCUACAUCCUGGGAAUUCCCUUCCUUGGCACCAAUAGUGUGCUUUCCUACUGGCCAUAUGGAGAUUUCUUUUGCAAGGUUUGCAUGACUGCUGAUGCCAUGAGCCAGUUCUCCUCCACCUUUUGCCUUACGGUGAUGAGCAUCGAUCGCUACCUGGCUGUGGUUCAUCCUAUUCGCAGUGCCAAAUGGCGGAGGCCACAGGCGGCCAAGGUUUUCAAUGGCAUGGUGUGGGUUGUGUCCUUACUGAUUGUGCUGCCGGUAACAAUCUACUCACAUGUACAGGAGGACUUCAACACCUGUAACAUAACCUGGCCUGAGCCACGUGAAUUGUGGUCCAUUGUCUUCAUACUCUACACAUCCAUCCUGGGCUUCUUUGGUCCUCUGGUUGUCAUCUGCCUCUGCUACCUGCUCAUUGUCAUUAAGGUGAGGUCAGCAAGUGUGCGUGUAGGCCUGACUAGGCGGCGUAAGUCGGAGCGUAAGGUGACACGCAUGGUGGUGAUCAUCGUGUUGGUCUUUGUACUUUGUUGGCUGCCCUUCUUCAUUACCAACAUUGUCAACCUGAUUCAUAUCAUCCCUGAGAACAACACCACCGCUGCUGUCUACUUCUUCCUGGUCAUCCUCACCUACGUCAACUCUUGCGCCAACCCAAUCCUCUAUGGCUUCCUCUCUGACAACUUCAAGCAGAGCUUCCAGAAGGUGCUCUGCUUCCACAAACCAAAUGAUUAUGGCACCACAGGCUGGGUCGGAGGGGGACGGAGUGCAUCCCAGGAAAACCACAAUCCUGUUUUACCCAGAAAUCCCACACAGAAUGGGAAAAUACAGUGCAUUCAGCAGCCUGUCAUGAUGGAGGUGAUUGGGGACCUUGACAGCAAUCCUCUAACUUCAAAAGCAGAGGUGAAUGGCCAGUCAGCGCUAUGAGUUUUCAAGCUGAACCACCAUGUGCUAGUGCAUUACUAGUGCGUGGGACUUGGACAAUUUACUCCAGGACCUUUUAUUGAUUGGUAUUUCCUGUCUUUAUUGAUGAUCCUCCUUCUCUGACUGGGGAAUUCGUUGAGAGGAGCAAAGUAGGAAAACCAUUCACCACGGAUCCCCACAUUUUUGUUUGUUCUUCAUGUCUUUGUACUAUAACUAGGUUGGCUGCAUUGUAAAGAUGUAAAAACAUCAGUACAAUACAAAAUACAGUCAUGCAACCUUAAAAUGCUUUAAAUUCUCAAAUACAUUUUUUUACCUUACAAAAACAGACUUUUAUUUUCAACAGGCUUAUAUUGGAAACUGUCAUUUUUCUCUAAUUUCAGUUUUUGAUCAUAUUCUGGUAAGAAACCUUGUUUUCUGAUGUGCUUUUGUUAUAUUUGCUGCUGAUGCUUUAUGCUAUCAAUCUGUGUUUACCUGUUGUCUUGAUAAAUUCAGUAUAUGAUGUUCACAGCACUAAGACACAUGUGCAGGAAGUGUUGAGUUGACACAGUUGAAGAUUAUUUCAAAUCUAUUUAACAAUUGUAAUAAUAAUAAAAAUAAUACAUUUAUUUCAGAUAUUUUCUAAAUGUAUUAUUUGUUUCAAAAGCAAUCAAAAUCGCUUUGCUUUGCUUUUCUUUCAUGUAAAAUGUAACAAUAUAUUUGACUCACAUCAAUGUAUCCAAUUGAAUGUGAUUUGGAGCGACUAGCUAACCCUGCCCGUCAUAUAAAAUCGCACUAGCAGAGCAAACAUCACAUUACUGAAACUAAAACAUUUUAACUUUCAUUUCACUGUGACUUUAAAAGACAACUGAUGACUUACUAACAGUCAACCUUCUCAUCUUACUCUCAGCUAGAAAGGAAAUUAGUGUUUUUCCCAAAAAGUGGAACUGCUCCUUUAAGAAGACAAACUCUAAAAUUGGUGCUUGUACAUUAUGCUGAAUUUAUCAUGUGAGCCAUGAUAAUACAGGUAAUUUCACCCUGCUCAAUGUUAUAUUCCCACCAGGCCUUUAUUGGGCAUCAGGCUCUUAUUUGAAACUCAGCCAUUGUUCUCUCUUUAAUUUGAAAAUUUACAGUAUUUAAUUUACGCUGCUUUAACUAGAGUGAGCAUGUUGGUUAAUUGUAAAGGUGGUUAAAAUAGUGUUGAUAGUCACAGGCAAUUAUAUUUCUUUGGGCUUGUUCGUUUGGGCUUUUUGUGACAUUUUGACUUUAAUGUUACAAAACUGACAAUGCCUUAAAGUAGCUCAGCCAAGUAUUGUGGAUUUAUCUCUUCUCUCUCACAUUUCUAAAACAAAAUGUGCUGGAGUGGAUGCCAUGGGGAAGUAACAUCACUGUUUAUCUGCUGGACUUUGAGCUUUGACAUUUGAUGCCAACAUUAUUGGGAAGUUGUUGGACAACACUGUAGCAUCUCCAUAGUUGUGACUUGAGCCAAGCAAGACCACAUUACCAAUAUUUAUGGUGAGUUUGAGCUCGUUUGAAUAACCAAUCAGUAAGAUGGACCUGUGGAAACAUGGACACCUUACAGGACUUUUUUGUGUGUGUAUUAAAAACACUGUGAAUUAAAAAAAAAAAAAGAAUAGGUCAUUUUAAAUAUGAAGUCUUUACAUGUAACAAAAAUGGUAACUUGGUUGUUCUGUUAAAGAAGCCAUCAUGAAUAUUAACAAACAAGUCUGUUUCGCACGUUCACCCUGAAUUAUACACAGUACAAUGUAGGGCUGCUGACAUGCACCUGCACGAAACAAAGCCCCUAUGUGUACAUAUAUUCCAUGAACAGACAGUUGAUGUUUAUUGUCACUGUCAUUUAUCAAUAUUAUGGCAGGUUUAUGUUUCAGACUGAAGCACUUUAUCGUUAUUUUCAGUUGAAACAGAGCGGUGGCAGCUUUACGCUUGAAUGUUAAUGUCUCUAAACAUAAACCACUUCAGUUUAAUUUUUUAGAUUUUUUUUUUUUUUUUGUAAAUGAAGUUAAAGUAGUUUCAAUAAUGCUAAAGCAUUAAACUAGAAGAAGAAGUAUCUUUUUUUUCUAGGUCAUUGGAACAAAUUUUGAUGUAUUAUGUGAUACGGCUUGCCAAAAAAAUACAUUUGUUAAUGGUGGUGGGGUUUUGUUUGUUUUCCCCCAGAUUAAUGAUAUAGCAACCCUUUCACUCUUUCUAUAAUAAAGACCACCAUAUAAAAACACAGUGUCAAGUGCAAAUUGUUGAAAGGAUAAAUUUGGAUUGUUGAAGUCUCUCUUCAGAUCAUAAGCAUGUUGAAAGAGUUAUUUGUCACUGUAAUCUUUAUCCAUCUCCAUCGUUGUAAAGUGAUCCUUUGCUGAUGAAACUGCACUGUAAAAGAUGGGGGACAAAAUCCACAGUCCUCAUUCUGUGGAUUCUCAAGUCAAAUAAAUGCAUGAUACAAAUCA